AUGCCCAGAGCCUACUCCUCUCCCUACCACUGGCACCUCGCAACUCUUUCCUCUGCUUCGAAGCUGAUAUACUCCUACUCCCACGUCAUCGAUGGGUUCUGCGCCACCCUCACUCCUUGGGAACUCAGUUCCAUCAGAGAUUCUCCCGGGUUCCUCCACUCCGUCGAGGACUCGCCAGUACUCAAGUACGACACCACGCACUCGGCCCAGUUCUUGGGCCUCAAUGGCCCGUCCGGAGCCUGGGAGGCGUCCAGAUACGGCGAGGGCAUGAUCAUUGGCGUGGUGGACACGGGAGUGUGGCCCGAGAGCAGGAGCUACGACGACGUUGGGAUGAGCCCGGCGCCAGCCAAGUGGAGAGGAAGGUGCGAGAACGGCCCCCGAUUCAACGCUUCUUGUUCGUGCAACAACAAACUCAUAGGCGCCCGUGUUUUCAACAAGGGGCUGAUCGCUCGAAACAUCACUCCGCCCUUGUACGACUCCCCUCGGGACGCCGAGGGCCACGGGACCCACACUUCGAGCACCGCCGCCGGGAGCUUCGUCCGCGGCGCGUCCUACUUCGGCUACGCUCCCGGGACGGCCAAGGGAGUGGCCCCCAAGGCACACGUGGCCAUGUACAAGGCCCUGCUCGGCGCCACGUUCGCCGCCGCGGAGAGAAAUGUGUUCGUCGCCGCCUCUGCCGGGAACGCUGGCGCGGGUCCCAAGUCGCUCCACAACGGGAUCCCGUGGGUGCUAACCGUUGCCGCCGGGACAAUGGACCGCCAAUUUCAGGGGCGGGUCGAACUCGGUAACGGAUCGGUCUCUGUUUCGGGGUCUUCUCUGCACCCUCGAAGCAACGCAGCUACUCCAGCUGCGCCCGUAAUCUACAUCGCUGAUUGCGCCGAAGCAACCCGUGAACUGGUCCGAGGGAAGAUCUUAUUCUGCCGCCAAGGACGACGACUUAGCGAUCCACUUUUCAGCCUCAAGGAUUCCAAGGCCGUCGGUGGUGUGUUCAUAAUCAACGACACUACUUCCUCAUCGUGGCUGGAAUUCCUCUUGAAGAUUUCCUUCCGGGAGCCGGCAAUAUUCGUCACGCCGGGGGAGGGGCAGAAGCUGGGGAAGUACGUGAAGAGCCACCCGGAGGCAAGAUUGAGAUUCGGGAUCACAAGUUUCGACUUGAGACCAGCACCGACAGUGACAACGUUUAGCUCCAGAGGCCCAUCGCCCAGCUUUCCAUCCGUGAUGAAGCCGGACAUCAUGGGGCCGGGCUCGUUCAUCCUGGCGGCCUGGCCCAAUUCCAACAACGCGGCGGCGGAUCACAGGAGCGAUUUCAAUCUGCUGUCGGGGACCUCGAUGUCGUGUCCACACCUAGCUGGAGUUGCGGCGCUAAUCAAGAAGGCCCAUCCGGAUUGGAGCCCAGCUGCGGUCCGGUCCGCGAUGAUGACAACCGCGGAUACAGUGGACCUCUCCGGCCGGCCCAUUCAGGAUGCAAGCCCAAAGAAGGGUCCAGCGACGGGAUUCGCCAUGGGCGCCGGGCAGGUCAACCCCAGCAAGGCACUCAAUCCCGGUUUGGUGUACGACCUCAACUCAGCCGACUAUGUGAGGCUUCUCUGUGCCAUGAACUUGACCGCCGCUCAAAUCCGAGCCAUCACGAGGUCCGUCGUCGACAACAGUUGCUCCUCUUCUUCCUUGGACCUCAACUACCCUUCCUUCGUCGCGUUUUUCAGCCGUUCUAGUGAAGUUCUGGAGCUUCGGAGGACAUUGACCAAUGUAGGCCAGGAGAUGGCGACCUACAGUGCUGCCGUCACACCAAUGGAUGGUCUACAAGUCAGGGUGGUGCCACAACAUCUGGUGUUCAAAGGUAAUGGGGACAAGUUGAGCUUUAAGCUUGUGAUUCAAAGUGUAAUUCUCAAGAAGAAGAAGAAGAAGUUCCAGAAGUCCGGCUACCUCAAGUGGGUUGAAGAUGGAGGAGGCAAGCAUAUUGUCCAGAGUCCAAUUGUGGCGACUAACAUCCACAGCUACUGA
Molecule: messenger RNA, 2001 nt
Organism: Linum tenue
Lineage: Eukaryota; Viridiplantae; Streptophyta; Magnoliopsida; Malpighiales; Linaceae
Source: the annotation of a GenBank genome assembly